Molecule: messenger RNA, 773 nt
Organism: Saccostrea echinata
Lineage: Eukaryota; Metazoa; Mollusca; Bivalvia; Ostreida; Ostreidae
Exons: 4
Coding region: 8-577 (189 amino acids)
Source: RefSeq, a predicted model, not a curated record
AAAGAAGAUGGCUUUAAAUAAUUCAUCAUACAUGUAUAUGUUAAUUUGUUGGAUUUGUGUAUUUCUUGUUGAAGUUUGUGAUGCAAGAUUCAGGGCCAGAUUUCGGUUCAGGUACACCAGCUACAGCUCGUAUGGGUACUAUGGAUCCUCCUCUGGUUUGAGUGACGGAGCUAUUGCUGGUAUUGUUUCCGGUUCUGUCGUUUUCUGUAUCAUAUUAAUUUGUAUCAUCGUAUGCUGCUGCAGUAAGAAAAAAGAAGCGAACAAAGGUGUUGUUUUGCAUUAUAACCCAAACCAGCAAAAGAUCAACACAUCAAAUUGUAAGGCUGGAGUUACCUACCCAUCAAAUCCCUCCACAAGAACGGCUACUCCUGGAGUUAACUCCCCUUCACAACCUUAUCCAUACGGCACACAGUAUAAUACUGCAUUUCAGUAUGGAACAGAGGACCCAGACCGGAAGUAUGACAAAGCUCCACCACCAUACAACGCUUCAAAUGGACAAAAUAAUGUAACUACUUUGUCUCCCUACCACACACAAGGAACCGUUUCAGUAUCGAACAUAAAAGUACCUCCCCCAUAAAAGGAAGGACGUGUGAUAUAGUACUUUGAAAUCCUGAAACAUGAAACUAUAAUUUUAUAUGAAUAUAAUGUGUAAAACAUAAAUUGUACCAUGUAUACAUUUGUGAUUGUGAAAUACAUGUAUAUGCUCUGUCUUUCCUAUGUAUAUGUCUAUGCAAAUCAUAUGUAACAGGUAUUUUCAUUUGAAUUUAUUUUUU